Messenger RNA from Balaenoptera ricei (Rice's whale), 1202 nucleotides. RefSeq names its product myelin basic protein (gene MBP). Gene Ontology annotation, biological process: myelination. The record is from RefSeq and is a predicted model, not a curated record. Gene Ontology annotation, molecular function: structural constituent of myelin sheath. Bases 109 to 1110 code for a protein of 333 amino acids. The transcript has 10 exons. Gene Ontology annotation, cellular component: internode region of axon; cell periphery; compact myelin. Lineage: Eukaryota; Metazoa; Chordata; Mammalia; Artiodactyla; Balaenopteridae.
GCAUCUGAAGACCUCCACGGCUCAGGAUGGGGAACCACGCAGGGAAGCGAGACUUAGGUGCCGAGAAGGGAAAUAAGGUGCCUCCCAGGAACCAGGAAAGUAUCUAGAAUGUCGAAAGCAGGUCCCAUCGGUCGUAUCUGCUCACCAGGGCCCCGCGGCAGUGACUGCCCACACCGGCAGGAUGGUGAAACUAACAGAGGAGAAUCUGAAAAAAAGAGAAACCUUCGUGACCUUUCCCGGGAGACCUCAGAAGACAAUGACGUGUUUGAUGUGGACCGGAACAAUGGGACCCCCUUGCAGGACACAGCGGUGACAGACUCCAAGUGCACAGCGGGCCCGAAGAAUGCCUGGCCGGAUGCCAGCCCAGCUGACCCCGGGGGCCGCCCCCAUUUGAUCCGCCUCUUUUCCCGAGAUGCCCCAGGGAGGGAGGACAACACCUUCAAAGACCGGCCCUCAGAGUCAGACGAGCUCCAGACCAUCCAAGAAGACAGCGCGGCUGCUCCCGAGGGCCUGGAUGUGAUGGCGGCUCAGAAGAGACCCUCCCAGAGAUCCAAGUACCUGGCCUCGGCGAGCACCAUGGACCACGCCAGGCACGGCUUCCUCCCCAGACACAGGGACACGGGCAUCCUCGACUCCCUCGGCCGCUUCUUUGGCGCGGACAGGGGUGCACCCAAGCGGGGCUCGGGCAAGGUCGCGUGGCUCAGGCAGAGCAGGAACCCCCUGCCCCGUCAUGCCCGCAGCCCGCCCGGGCUGUGCAACGUGUGCCAGGACGGACACCACGCGGCCAGAGCCACCCACUACGGCUCCCUGCCCCCGAAGGCGCAGCACGGCCGGCCCCAAGACGAAAACCCCGUAGUGCACUUCUUCAAGAACAUCGUGACGCCUCGCACACCUCCUCCAUCACAAGGAAAGGGGCGAGGACUGUCCCUCAGCAGAUUUAGCUGGGGAGCCGAGGGCCAGAAGCCGGGAUUCGGUUACGGGGGCAGAGCUUCCGACUACAAAUCGGCUCACAAGGGCCUCAAGGGGCACGACACCCAGGGCACGCUUUCCAGAAUCUUCAAGCUGGGAGGACGAGACGGCCGUUCGGGGUCCCCAAUGGCGAGACGCUGAAGCCCUGCCCCGUGUCCCGGAAUCCCGUCCGUCCCCAGCUUCUUAACACAACUGCCUGGAAGUUAACCGCGAGCCGCAGAUCCCGAGCGUAG